Messenger RNA from Aspergillus nidulans FGSC A4, 2018 nucleotides. Its product is annotated as glycoside hydrolase family 2 protein. The coding region runs from base 1 to 1938 and encodes 645 amino acids. Gene Ontology annotation, biological process: carbohydrate metabolic process. NCBI's taxonomy places the organism in Eukaryota, Fungi, Ascomycota, Eurotiomycetes, Eurotiales, Aspergillaceae. The transcript is spliced from 3 exons. The record is from RefSeq and is a predicted model, not a curated record. Gene Ontology annotation, molecular function: hydrolase activity, hydrolyzing O-glycosyl compounds.
AUGUCCAAUCAGUAUCCUCGCCCCGACUUUGCCAGGGGGAACAUUACCUGGACCUCCCUCAACGGCCCAUGGUCCUUCCUCUUCGACGACUCCAACGCUGGCCUCUCGCAAGAAUGGCAGACCACCGGUCUCCCCGAAGAGGCAGACGGCCAUAAAAGGACCCAGAUCACUGUUCCCUACGCAUUCCAAGCACCGGCUUCAGGGAUCAACCUCCAGGAAGCCCACGAGGUCAUCUGGUACGAGCGCACGGUGCCCGACAUCCGGCCCUCGAGUCAAACUGCCGCGGACGCCAGGGUCCUCCUGCGCUUCGGCGCAGUCGACUACGAGUCUGCGGUGUGGGUUGAUGGGAUUCAGUAUGCUUCGCACAGAGGCGGGUACGUCCCGUUCGAUGUAGACAUUACCGAUGCAUUCAUAUCCGCCGGACAACGGAAAGAUACCGUGCGGGUGACCGUGCGUGUGCGAGACUCGCCGACGGACCUGACGCAGCCGAGGGGGAAGCAGUACUGGGGUCCUGUACCCGAGAGCAUAUUCUAUACACCGACGAGCGGGAUCUGGCAGAACGUCUGGGUGGAGGUUGUGCCGAAGACGCGGAUCGCGGAUUCGAGUGGUGGAACUCUGCUGAGAGGGGACGAUAUUGACGGAGGAGUGCUCAGGGGCGUCGUGGCUCUGGCUGGAAAGAAGGGGGAUGGUGAGAGAUAUUUUGUGCGGAUCUCUACGUCCCUAAACGGCACAGAGAUAGCUGAGACCACGGUCGCGGUGCCUGAGAACGAGCACUCGGCCCCGUUCGAGCUGAAUGUCCGCAGUGAGAGGCUUAUUGGCGGCGAGUCCUCGUACAACGGACUGGCGCUGUGGUCGCCAGAGCAUCCCAACCUCUACGACAUUGCCAUCCAGUUGGCCCUAACCGAGGGAACCGUCCUCGACCAGGUCAGUACGACCGUAGGCAUGCGCAAGAUCACCUGGGAUACCGGUGACAGCACGUUCCGGCUGAAUGGGAAGCCCUACUUCCAGACCCUGUGUCUCGACCAAGGCUACUGGCCCUCGACGGGCCUGACCCCGCCGUCCGGCGACGCGCUGAAAGAAGACAUCAUUCUCGCGAAGAAGAUGGGGCUUAACGGAUGCCGGAAACACCAAAAGGUCGAGGACCCGCUAUUCUACUAUUGGGCUGAUCGGCUGGGGUAUCUGGUCUGGGGCGAGAUCGGGAACGCAUACGAAUUCAGCGGCGAGUAUGUGGACCGCUUCAAUGAGGAGUGGGAGCGCGUAGUUAUGCGCGAUCGCAACCAUCCGUGUGUGGUUGCAUGGACGCCCGUCAAUGAGAGCUGGGGGUAUAAGAAUCUGAAGGGUGAUGCGGUUCAGAGGGGGCAUAUCCGAGAACUAUAUCGGUUGACCAAGUCGCUCGAUCCGACUCGGCCCGUAAACGACAACUGUGGCUGGGAGCAUGUGCAGACCGAUCUGACGACAUACCACGACUACAGCGACUCCGCCGAGCUGGCGCAGAUCUGCAGCAAAAUGGACGGCGGCAUCCUGGCGCGGAAGCUCAAUGGCGAGAUGUUCACAGACCCGAUCGCCUCGUCUGAUGGCUCUGUCAUUGACCCGGGCUCGAGGCAUACCCCUGGCGCACCGGUGAUAUGCUCUGAGUUCGGGGGCGUGAAUAUCGCUCCUGCAAAAGACGGCAAUGCGCCCGGCUCAGAAAGGGACUGGGGUUAUACAACGGCUGCAGACCCGGAAGACCUGCUGAAGAGAUUGGAGCGGUUGUUUAUGGCGGUCGUUCGGGGAGGCUAUACAUGUGGGUUUGUCUAUACGCAGCUAACGGACAUCGAGCAAGAGGUCAAUGGACUCUACUCAUUCGAUCGACGCGAGAAGGUCCCGUCUGACCGGGUUAGGAAGCUUAUGGAUGAGGCGAGGGAGUACUACUACGAGAAGGUUGCGCCAAAGACUUAACUGCCUGCAUAGAUUCAGCUGUCGCUUGACGCAUAUAUUAUGGAUUAUACUGUGCUAAUCACCCUAUAUACUUCCUGACC